UUUAUUUCUAAAGAGAAGCCAGACAACAACGCUUGGCUUUACGCAUCGUGAACCUUAAGCCACUAAAUAAAUGUUCAUUUAUACAGCACCGCAUAUAGGACCACUCAUAAGUACAAGGUCGCGGUCACCAUUUGUGAACAAUACUUGCUAGUUUAAAACGGAUUUUACUGACAAACUUGCUCUUAGUUUGUCAAUCAAUACAACUCAACAAAUGUUUCAAGGAAGUCCAAACUCCGACUAGGCACAGACCCUAAAACUUCUGUUCUGCAUUUUACCUUCUGCAACUGCCGCAUUGGCCGACAAUACAGUUUGGGAGUAUGAGAGCCCUUGAGUAAUCAAAGCGAUUAUAUUGCACCUCGAUAAACAUAAACACGUAUGAAACACAGAGAUAAUUUUAGGAAACUUCUUGUAGAUGCGCUAACUUGAGGAUGUUAUCUGCAACUUGUAGAUUGAACCAAGUCUAGGACACUUUCGGAUAAUUUGAACAACAAUUUAAUGAUUUUUCAGGUCAAACUCUGCAUACAUCUAGAGUUGGCAAUAUUAAAUCAAGCAGCUGAUUUACUUACAAAUGUUAAUAAACAUAACACGAACCAUUGGCCUAUAGCGUUGACAUGUUUCGACCAUGACAGAUUAAGGCUCUUAUAAAAACAGCUUAAUAUGACCUGAAAAGCAUUCCUCAUUAAAAGCCUAAAAACGUAAAUCUAGUUGGGAGAGACUGGUGCGAAGAAUUGAAUCAUUUACAUCCGAAUCCUUAUGCAAAGAGAAGAAAUUGACAGACUUUGUUAUUGUUUUAAUGAGCUUAUAUGUGGAUAAACAAUGGAAAGCGAAGUACAAAUGCGUCACACUCAUCUUGCAACCAGCCCAUCACGAAACAAAAACUAUGGUUUCACAGAAAAACGAAUGAGUGAGUUCCAAGAAGCAUUCAGCGUAUUUGAUCUUAACAGUGAUGGCGAGAUUUGCGAAGAUGAGCUGACCCGCAUUAUGAUGGCUUUGGGGCUGAGGCCUACCCCUCGCGAGAUCAAGGCUCUCAUUAAAUCAGUAGAUACAGAUAAAAAUGGAAGGAUAGAUUUUGAUGAAUUCGUCACCCUGAUGGCUAACCGGAUGACAAAAGAUCCCGAGAUAGAAUUACAGGAAGUCUUCACCGUUUUUGAUCAGAAUAAAGAUGGAUAUAUCUCGAAGGAGGAGUUAUACGAUGUCCUCUGUAAAUUAGGAGAACACAUUUCAGAGAAUGAUGUGGUAGAGAUGAUUAAAGAAGCAGACCUUAACAAAGAUGGCAAAGUAGAUUUUGAAGGUGGGAAACAUAACAGCAUGAUGUGCUAG
This is a messenger RNA of Owenia fusiformis, 1320 nucleotides long. The record is from the annotation of a GenBank genome assembly. NCBI's taxonomy places the organism in Eukaryota, Metazoa, Annelida, Polychaeta, Sabellida, Oweniidae.